AUGGCUUCAGAGCGAAGCAGCAUUGAUCACCCGAUCGAUGAUAUCGAUAAGGAAGUUGAUGAAGAACUAGCCACAGGGAUAUCAAAGGAAAGUGCUGCCCUUGCCGAGACUGCAGUAAGACGUAACAAGCAUAAGGGCAAGGUGCACAGACAGAAUUCCAAGGACAAUGUGGUGGCCAGCAGUUUUGUCCAGGGCCCCAGGCAAUGGAAGAACAGUCGUAGGUCUAGGAACGGAUAUGGAAGGGGACUGCCCAAAAAAGGUGGAGCUGGAGGUAAAGGUGUUUGGGGAAAACCUGGAUCUGAGCUGCUGGAGACUUACGAGGAUGUUAACGAUCCUAAUUUUGACAAUGAAAAUAUGAGCAAUGGCGAUAUCGAGCUGAAAGUUGUGGUGCCUGAGGUAUCAGAUGAAGAAAUUAAGAAAAAGGUGGAGCCAAUAGUGCUGGAGUACUUCGAAAACGGCGAUACCCAGGAGGCGAUCCUCUCCAUCGAAGAGCAGAUCCCGUGGAACCGCAGGGACGCGUUGGUGGAGCAAGUGAUCGAAAUCGCGUUGGAUCACAAGCCAUCCCAUAGAGAGAUGACAUCGGUCCUCAUCUCUGAUCUCUUCCCGCACGUCAUCUCCGAAGCGGACAUCAGCAAGGCCUUCGAAAGUUUGUUGGCCAACAUCAACGAUCUCAUGUUGGACGUGCCCGACGCUCCCACCGUCAUUGGAAAUUUCAUCGCCAGAGCCAUAGCAGACGACUGCAUCCCGCCGAAGUUCAUCCAUACGAUGAAAGAGAAGAGCGACCAGAAGGACUUCCAGGAAGCGCUGAUCCACGCGGACACUUUGCUGAGCAUGAAGCACGGCCUGGUGCGAUUGCACAACGUUUGGGGCGUAGGCGGGGCCUUAAGGCCGGUGAAAGCGCUCACCAGGCAGAUGUCGCUGCUGUUGCAGGAGUUUUUGUCCUCCAGCGACAUCGAGGAGGCGAGCAGGUGCUUGAGGCUGUUGGAGGUGCCGCAUUUCCAUCACGAGCUGGUGUACGAAGCGAUCGUGAUGGCUCUGGAAGCGAACAGCGCCGUAAAAGAAGAAACGCUCUGCACUCUCCUGAAAGCAUUCUCGGACCAGGUGCUCAUCACGACCGAUCAAAUGGAACGCGGUUUCUUGCGCGUCUUCGACGAUCUCCCGGAUAUUUCGAUGGACGUGCCGUUAGCGUACAUCAUACUCGAUCGGUUCGUGGAUCGCUGUCAUAAGUUGGGCUUCUUGACAGAGACGAUUCUGAAGAAGCUGCCGUCGCGCGGACGCAAACGUUUCGUUUCGGAGGGAGACCAGGACGUGAUCAGGAGAAACAAGAUCGAGCAUUAGAGGGAGAUACGUGGAUGGUAGUUCAGGAAAAAGGAGUGUUUUGAGGGGAAUUUGAGGUGGAUUUUCGAAUGUUGAUGUAAGGCAGUGAAACUUUUGGUUUUCUGAAGUAAAUGUAAAGGGAAUUUCUUGAAAAUUGUGGGAGGUAUUUCCAGCCGCAGAUCCAGCAUCACGCUUUCUCCAUUUUUCUUUUCCUCUAGCCUGAAGCCUUGAGGAGACAACGGCACCGCGCCCCCUUUCUCCGCACCGGAAUAUUUCAAUCAACAAUUCUUUAAAAAUUAUUCGAUACAAUGCGCAACUGAAUCCCACAUUUUCUGUUCAAUCUUGCGGAGCUAGCAAUUUUUUAUAUUCAUUUCCUUUUGACAAGUAUCAAGUAUUUGAUUGCAUAAUUUUAUCAUCAGCUAUCGAAUUUUUUACGUAAAAUUUAAAUUCUUAACUUUUUGUCAAACUUUCUGCGUGAAAGUCACCUCGUUCAUUUUCCCCUAAAAUCGGCUUUUACUGGACCAUGAUUGGCUAAAACUUGUAGUUUUAUGCAUUUUCUUUGUUUUUGUAUAUCGGCUAGCGCUAGAUGCGAUUCAAUUUGAAUUUAAUUUUUUUGUAUAUGUUCAUUGGAAAUAAACACUAUUUCAAGUUAU
This is a messenger RNA of Acanthoscelides obtectus, 1970 nucleotides long. The record is from the annotation of a GenBank genome assembly. NCBI's taxonomy places the organism in Eukaryota, Metazoa, Arthropoda, Insecta, Coleoptera, Chrysomelidae.